AUGGUUUUACACGACUUGGGGUUCUUCAACGAGGAAUUGGGUGUCGUGGCGGUUGAAGUUGAUGGAGGAAUAGUAGGCACUACAGCAUCAAAGAUAUUCUUUGUGAAGAACACAACGUACCAUUUCUGCAUGUAUGCCGCCAAAACAGCCAUACUUUGCUUCUAUACCAGGCAUAUCCCGGAAACAAUGAAGAGGACACGGGUGUGUCUAUGGAUAACCGUCGCCACAGUGGUCCUCGGCUUCGUUGCCAGUAUACUACUCGAUUUACUACUCUACAUUAUGGUAUACAUCCUACCGGUUUCCGCUAUUAGAGUUCUCGUACUCCCAACACCACAAAGGAUUGGAGUCGGUAUCACAUUUGCUCUUGGAUUUCUUUGCAUCGCCUUCGCUGCUACAGUCAUAGUUUUUCGCUAUGUUACCACCUCUGCAACUACAAUUUGGAUAGUUGCGAUAUUUGAACAGACAUUAUGUGUCUGUGUAGCAUGCGCCCCUGCACUAGAGGUUUUAGCGAGAGGAUGCGACAUCAGAAGGUGGAAGGGUCGGAUGAGCUAUAACAGGGGGAAGAAUCAAGACACAGAUAGCGAAGCAGGAACGAUAGAUGCCAGCUCAAGGCCACAAUCAGAUGCUACAAUAUUCGACCAAACACAAAAUCACAAUCUUGAAAGAGCGCCGAAAAGGGUUGAAUCGCUUCUGGGCCAAGAAGAGAUCGAAAAACCUCAUUUAUGCAAACCAACCCACAUUUUACCUAAAAUAUCACCUGUUGCCGCGUAUAACAGACAAAGCCACGACACUGAGUGCCAAUCAAAUAGUCCGAACUCCCCUGGCUAUACGAUGUCGAUUUCGUCGAUCGUUGAUUUCUAUGACUUGGAGAGACAGUUACAGCUGGACGAUGAGAAGAGACAGGCUACAAAUUGUAGUCCCGUGCUAGAACGCGCAAGUAGCGAGUUACACCAGGGCUCAAACCCGCCUCUUCCGAUAAACCUUAUGGAAAAGGAUCUAGAGAGCUCUGGAAGUAGCCAGAGGAUUUCAGAAAACUGGUAA
Molecule: messenger RNA, 1041 nt
Organism: Orbilia oligospora ATCC 24927
Lineage: Eukaryota; Fungi; Ascomycota; Orbiliomycetes; Orbiliales; Orbiliaceae
Exons: 4
Coding region: 1-1041 (346 amino acids)
Source: RefSeq, a predicted model, not a curated record